UCCACCGUCAAAUUUGACACGGAGUCGCCAUUACACGGGUUUGACGGCGCAAUUACUCCAACCUUGCUCCUGUCAAAGAUAAUUUCUUAUUUUCUUCUAUCCGACCUUUGCAAGAGCUCAGGAGAAAACAAAAAGGCAUAAGAAAUCAAAUGAAAGGGAACUGCUCUCUUUUGGGGCUCAUGCGACCUUCUAUAUUCUUCUCCUUUUUCACUGUUUUUCAAUGCUUAAUUCCAGGGCUGGUGGGCAGCUCAGAACCAUCAAGUUCUGGAACUAAAGCAUCAAACCAUUCAUCAAAGAAGUCCUCCACAGUAAUAGGACUCACUGUGUGCCUUGGGGUGAUAGUAGUCAUUGUUGGAACGACAGUUAUCAUUUUCAAGAUAUGGCAGAAGAAGAGGAGAGAAGUGCAGCACGCCCGUCUGCUAAAGCUUUUCGAAGAAGAUGAUGAUCUUAAUGAGGAGCUGGGAAUCUGAGUUUGAACAUAACCUGUUAGUUAAUCCGCUCAUAUGUAAUUCAGUAUAGGCUUUGUUUGGAUGGAGGGUUCUGGAGAGCUUACUCUAUAUCUUGGUAUAUAAGAGUUUUUUUUUUUUUAAACUAAUAAAAGGGGAUGAAUGUCAUAUGACAGCAUAUGAUGUUUAGUCAUUCCAUUUUUUGGAAUAUAUAAAAUAUAAAUCAAGAUAUAGACUAAACUCUCCAAAACUCUGCAUCCAAACAGGCUAUAAGGUGGGCUCUCACCUAUUUUCUCUCCUCUUAUGUGCACUUGAGUUACAUUUGAGAACAGGCCAUACAAGUUUUGUGGGUAUGUAAGUAUGGAUCAUGAAGGACAAUGGGUUUCAGACUUUCAGUUAACUUUAUUCCUUAACGGAUUAUCAAAUUAAUAAUUGUG
This is a messenger RNA of Cuscuta epithymum, 883 nucleotides long. The record is from the annotation of a GenBank genome assembly. Lineage: Eukaryota; Viridiplantae; Streptophyta; Magnoliopsida; Solanales; Convolvulaceae.